Molecule: messenger RNA, 2106 nt
Organism: Aureobasidium melanogenum CBS 110374
Lineage: Eukaryota; Fungi; Ascomycota; Dothideomycetes; Dothideales; Saccotheciaceae
Exons: 6
Coding region: 1-2106 (701 amino acids)
Biological process (GO): regulation of DNA-templated transcription
Cellular component (GO): nucleus
Molecular function (GO): DNA-binding transcription factor activity, RNA polymerase II-specific; zinc ion binding
Source: RefSeq, a predicted model, not a curated record
AUGGAGAGCAAUGUGCAGCAAACGCCCGAGAGCGUGCGACCUCCUAAGCGUGUUUCGCAAGCAUGUGAAGCCUGCCGUCGCAAAAAGUCGAGAUGUCCUGGGGAGAAGCCUGCGUGUUCUCUUUGCACAAGAUUGAAACAGACUUGUGUAUAUGCGGAUGAUGGAUCCAUGCCAGAGGCCAGAUCGGCCGCCAUAGAGCGACGAAUGAAUGCUCGCUUCUCAGAGUUGGAGAACAAACUCGAAACUCUUCUCAGAGCCAUACCUGGUACACCACCUACAGUACUACCACGAACCCCGCUUGAGUCUCAUGUCGAGAGCUCACGAGCAUCGCCAAGGGUGCCGUCGUCGCGAAGGAGAUCUCUCGAGAUGCCCGAAGGUACUACCCCGUCAGGAUUACAGAUACCACAUGAGCCCACACGCCUUGAGGUUGCUGUCCCUAUCCUGAUGAAGAAAUGGAACUGCCAACCUAUCCCAUUGUUUCAUCCCAACCUGGAGAAGGACUAUAUGACAAGAGGGUCAGAAGUCCAAUUCGCCAUUCUCGCAAUGGCAGGUCGUCUCAAUGCACGAGGUCCUGAAGUCGAUGAUUGGUGUGAGGCUAAUGCUCAUCGUGCAAGGGAGCUAGCCUUGGGCAGAGUACUUGCUGGUGAGGUCAGACUGAGUACCAUACAAGCAUUCAUAUUGCUGUCGUUCUUAGACUUCACGAACGACAAUGGGCAACGAUCACAUCUAUUCCUUGUUAACGCCAUUUCUCUUGCCCAAACAUCUGGCCUUCUGGACCCACAAGUAGUUAUCAAUAAUCCAGUCGAGCUUGAGGAGCGAAGGCGCUGCUUCUGGAGCAUUGCCAUCAUGGAGAACAUGUUCAACCUGCAGGCACUGACGUUCAGUGCCAAGAGCAAUACCUACCAUGCUUCUUUUAAGCCAGUCAGUCCUAAUGCAACCUCGAAAGGAGAAUUGGUGGCACCAUCUUCCCAGAACAUCGUGGCCGACGGUCCAGUUCCUGGUAUAAUUAUCAACACAUUGCCCAUGUUCGACAUUUUCAAGAAGGCUGCGAAAUACGUUACAGAUACUAAAAGUGGUGUGCUUCCCCACCCGCCAUGGCAUCAGCAAUCAGACUAUGCCGCGAUACAGGCCGAUAUACUGGAGUUGGAGUCCAACUUCUAUCCAGAGUAUCGAUUCGACAGGACGAAAAUGACACAGCACUCCAAAGAGGCCAUUGAGCAGAACUGGGCCUUUUGGAGCUGCUGGCUAGUAAACCAAUUCAUGUACCACACGAUCCACAUGCUGCUAAACCAUCCUUUCCUCAUAUCGUUGCGAAUAGCUGCUGCUGGACGUUGUCCCAGAACCUUCAGUCAGUCUACCUCGGAUCAAGUGGUGGUGCAUUCGAACUGGAUCAUCCGUCUGUUAGACCUACUCGAAGAGAAGGAGGUCAAUGUUUCUGAUCCGUUUCUGGCUUACUGCAUCUCGGUCGCGAUAACAGUGUUCAUUCACUAUCGCAACGCAGAGAUACAAAGUCUGAGACAGAAUGCAGAGAAGGGACUGUUCAAAGGUCGCCAAGAACUAGGGGAACUUUCAUCGCUGCUGAAGAAUGUUGAGCGUAUGAGGAAAGCGUUAGACAGACUCGAGGCCAUGGACACCUCACGUCGCUCAACAAGUCCGCAGCCUACGACCACAGGCGGCAGCAAGCAAGAUCUACUCUGGGAAAUUCUCAUCUUUCACUCGCCAAGCAGAUCCAUCGCUACUGGCCAAGGUCUUUUCAGCAAAGAAUUUGCCGCGCCUCCCAACGAAGCUGUAUCCAGAGAUGCCACCUCAAUGGUGCGACCCACUCAGUCAACAGUCCAAAACAUCACUUCUGCAGAUGGCUUCCAAAGCUCUGUGGGCCCGUCAUUCGCAAGACCUCCACAUCCCGCUCCAGCCACAGCCAUGUCUACAAUCCCUGCUACACCCGGCCAACAACCCACCUUCAUGCCUGGAAUCGCACAGUUCUCCACGCCGGCAGAUCCGAACUUGAUGGCUUUCAACGACCAGAAUCUCGCUGCUAUUACAGAGUUCUUGGAUCAGAAUUCAGGAAGAAUGUUCAAUGAAUGGUGGGAUUUUGGAGAUUUGUAG